AUGCUGGUGAUAGUUACAAUAGUAUAUGGUGUCUGCUAUAUCUCAAAUUUAAUUCUCUACGUAGUGUGGUAUGUUUGGGACGCAGAUCUUAUGUAUACCAUAAACAAAGUUUUUCUCAUGCUAAUAUUAAUAAAUUCAUGUGCAAAUCCGAUUAUAUACGCUGCGCAAAACCGUCAAUUUAGAAAAGAGAUGGCUGGUGUUUUGUGCAAAUGCUGUAAAGACCCUCGAAAUCAUAAGAUGACACUGACACCCUUGAGAGGUUUCAAUCAAAGAAGGGAGACAGCCUGCAGGAACAGAUAUCUAUCGAAUGUCAUUAGGAGCAACAGAGUAGUAGAACUGUCAUUUUACAUUGAUAUGGCAAAGGGUUAUACCAGUGGUAGGCACGCAAAUGGCAAUAACGAAGAGGCAAAUAAUGAAAAGAAUAACUCCACGGUGUCUAAAUACAAGGACCAAUGA
This is a messenger RNA of Porites evermanni, 456 nucleotides long. The record is from the annotation of a GenBank genome assembly. Lineage: Eukaryota; Metazoa; Cnidaria; Anthozoa; Scleractinia; Poritidae.